Odocoileus virginianus texanus is the source of this 6036-nucleotide messenger RNA. NCBI's taxonomy places the organism in Eukaryota, Metazoa, Chordata, Mammalia, Artiodactyla, Cervidae. The record is from RefSeq and is a predicted model, not a curated record.
UGACUAAUGAGAAUCAGAGGCCAUGGAUGAAGAUGAACUUGAAAUACAACCACAGGAGCCAAACUCAUGUUUUGAUGGAAUAGUUUAUUCAGAACACUUCCCUUACACUUGCAUUUGAUCAUCACAACAGUCCCAUGAGGUAUGCAUGGCAAAUACUACUGUCCUCAUUUCACUGAUGAGGAAACAAAAACUCAAGGGGGUAAAUGACUUGUCCAGGGUCACAGACUGAAUGUCCUAACUGUUCUCUGAUUUAGACCUUUUUUAAUCAGUUCUUUUUGCACUAAUACUUUCACAGUUAUGUUUUUAAGAUGCAGUUUAAAGUCAUCUGUUGCAUAAUGUGAAUUAUUACAAACAUUGAAAACAAAUUAUCAUUGAGUAUUUUGUCAGAAGUUUUAUAGAAAGAAAAUGUCCUUUUGUUAUUGUUUCUAUGUGUAAUUAGUUGGGUAUUUACCUGUUUAAAGAGUUACUGCAUAUUAUAUUAUUCUUUGGCCAUUCUUAAUCUUUUUUGUUUGUUAAAGAAUCUGCUCUUAGAGCCUGCUCAUUGACACAGGAUCAUUGGGCUAGGUAUCUGUGUAAAUUCAGCUUCUCUUAAGUCACAGCCAGGGACACUUAAGUAGCUAGUUAGUUAAGACUUCCAUAUUUCUUUUUUACUGGUCCAAGAGCCAAGAUACCAGAUUUGUUUUUGUUUAUCUAUGUCAUGUUUGGUUAAGUAUAUUUUCUUCUUUUCUCACUCAUGGCAUUCUUGUGUUGUUCGAACAACUGUGAACUUGGUGAAGUCACUUAGUCUCAAUCAGUUCCAAUUGAUUUCACCUCUCGACCUUCACUCCUUAACUAAAUAAUGGAGUAGACUAGAGUUUCUUAUAUUCUGAGGAACUACCUUGGAGAUGGGAGGGUAAGGGCUCAGGAAGAGGCUCAGUGGAGGCAUAAUACUGUGAACUUGGUCAAGACCCACAGAGACCAACCUCAACCUCCACUGCUCCAUGCUGUUGUACCUUUUUUCAUCUUAUGGGUCCUCAGAGCUUCUUGGUCAGUUGUCUUUCUUCCUUUCUCUGUAACUAUGACAUUCUGUCUCUUUUCAUUAUAUGCCUGUCCUUGUAGUUGCUGGGAACUUUGUUUUUCUUUUAUGACUGCCCUGCCUUUCUUAUUUUUCUAUUUCUUUACAUGUUAAUUGUUCAGGGUUGAGUAAAAACUGUGUGUGUUAAUACUUUAUUUCUUAAAGCUGUUUUGUUGUUUGACAAAGCCAAGUAUAUGGUCUCUUUUCCUGGUGGAAAUGAAAUAAUAUUAAUAUCAUUUGAGAUUGUCAUUCAUGCCUACCUGAAAUUUGUCAUUUUAAUUUUUGUAUUUUUAAGGAACUGAUGCUACACACAUGGAUGGUGAUCAAAUUGUUGUGGAAGUACAAGAAACUGUUUUUGUUUCAGAUGUUGUGGAUUCAGAUAUAACUGUGCAUAAUUUUGUUCCUGAUGAUCCAGACUCAGUUGUAAUCCAAGAUGUUAUUGAGGAUGUUGUUAUUGAGGAUGUUCAGUGCUCUGAUAUCUUAGAAGAAGCAGAUGUGUCUGAAAAUGUCAUCAUUCCUGAUCAAGUGCUUUCCUCAGAUGUGACAGAAGAAGUGUCUUUAGCACAUUGCACAGUCCCAGAUGACGUCUUAGCUUCUGAUGUUACUUCAGCCUCAAUGUGUAUGCCAGAACACGUCUUGACCAGUGAGUCUGUACAUGUGUCUGACGUUGGACACGUUGAACACAUUGUUCAUGAUAGUGUAGUAGAGGCAGAAAUUGUCACUGAUCCUCUGACAACCAACAUAGUGUCAGAAGAUGUAUUGGUAGCAGAUUGUGCCUCAGAAGCAGUCAUAGAUGCCAACGGGAUCCCUGUGGACCAGCAGAAUGAUGACAAAGGCAACUGUGAGGACUACCUUAUGAUUUCCUUGGAUGAUGAUGGCAAAAUGGAACAGGACUGUUCUGCUGGUGUGACCAUAGACGCAGAGUCAGAAAUUGAUCCUUGUAAGGUGGAUGGCACUUGCCCUGAAGUCAUCAAGGUGUAUAUUUUUAAAGCUGACCCUGGAGAGGAUGACUUAGGUGGGACUGUUGACAUUGUGGAGAGUGAACCUGAGAAUGAUCAUGGAGUUGAAAUCCUUGAUCAAAAUAACAGUAUUCGUGUGCCAAGGGAAAAGAUGGUUUAUAUGACUGUCAGUGACUCUCAACAAGAAGAUGAAGAUUUAAAUGUUGCUGAAAUUGCAGAUGAAGUUUAUAUGGAAGUGAUUGUAGGAGAGGAAGAUGCUGUUGCUGCAGCAGCUGCUGCCACUGUGCAUGAACAGGAAAUGGAUGACAGUGAAAUGAAAACCUUCAUGCCAAUAGCGUGGGCAGCAGCUUAUGGUAAUAAUUCUGAUGGAAUUGAAAAUCGGAAUGGCACUGCAAGUGCUCUCUUGCACAUAGAUGAGUCUGCUGGACUUGGCAGACUGGCUAAACAAAAACCAAAGAAAAGGAGAAGACCUGAUUCCAGGCAGUACCAAACAGCAAUAAUUAUUGGUCCUGAUGGACAUCCCUUGACUGUCUAUCCUUGUAUGAUCUGUGGAAAAAAAUUUAAGUCGAGAGGUUUUUUGAAAAGGCACAUGAAAAACCAUCCUGAACACCUUACCAAAAAGAAGUACCGCUGUACUGAUUGUGAUUACACUACCAAUAAGAAGAUAAGUUUACACAAUCACCUGGAGAGCCACAAGCUUACCAGCAAGGCAGAGAAGGCCAUCGAAUGUGAUGAGUGUGGGAAGCAUUUCUCCCAUGCUGGGGCUUUGUUCACUCACAAAAUGGUGCAUAAGGAAAAAGGAGCCAACAAAAUGCAUAAAUGUAAAUUCUGUGAGUAUGAGACAGCUGAACAAGGGUUAUUAAACCGCCACCUUUUGGCAGUCCACAGCAAGAACUUUCCUCAUAUAUGUGUAGAGUGUGGUAAAGGUUUUCGUCACCCAUCAGAGCUCAAAAAGCACAUGCGAAUCCAUACUGGAGAGAAGCCGUACCAAUGCCAGUACUGUGAAUAUAGGUCUGCAGACUCUUCUAAUUUGAAGACCCAUGUGAAAACUAAGCAUAGUAAAGAAAUGUCUUUCAAUUGUGACAUUUGUCUUCUGACUUUCUCAGAUACCAAAGAGGUUCAGCAACAUGCUCUUAUCCACCAGGAAAGCAAAACACACCAGUGCUUGCAUUGUGACCACAAGAGUUCAAACUCUAGCGAUUUGAAACGUCACAUAAUUUCAGUUCACACAAAGGACUACCCCCAUAAGUGUGACAUGUGUGAUAAAGGCUUUCACAGGCCAUCAGAACUCAAGAAGCACGUGGCUGCCCACAAGGGUAAAAAAAUGCACCAGUGUAGACAUUGUGACUUUAAGAUUGCAGAUCCAUUUGUUCUAAGUCGCCAUAUUCUCUCAGUUCACACUAAAGAUCUUCCAUUUAGGUGUAAGAGAUGCAAAAAGGGAUUUAGGCAACAGAAUGACCUUAAAAAGCAUAUGAAGACACACAGUGGCAGGAAAGUGUAUCAGUGUGAGUACUGUGAAUAUAGCACUACAGAUGCCUCAGGCUUUAAACGGCAUGUUAUUUCCAUUCAUACGAAAGACUAUCCUCACCGUUGUGAGUACUGCAAGAAAGGGUUCCGAAGACCUUCAGAAAAGAACCAGCACAUAACGCGACAUCAUAAAGAAGUUGGCCUGCCCUAACAGUAACACAUCUACAGACUUUGUAGAGAUAUUGGCCUUGAAGCAGAAAUUUCAUUUUAAAGCUAUUCAGUCUUGUUCACAUACAGUACUGUACAUUGAUUUAUACUGUGUACAGGUAGGAUUAUUUCUUGUUAACUUUGCAUUUUACUCAGUAGAGUAUUCUGCAUCCUGUUCAGUUUAAAUGAGGAAAAGUAACAACCAAAAUUUUGUUUUUAAUAAUUUCUGAGUCUAUAUUGAAUGUUUCAGUCUUUGAAGUUUUACUGCUUUAAGUGUUUAUUCACCUGUAUGGUACUCUUCUAAGACCACAUGAAAGAUUAAAAAAAAACCCAUAGUAUUGGUAACUCUAAAAGUAAUCAUUUUCUCAUUUUUCCCGCACAAAUUUUUAGCAUUAAAUAGAAACAUCUCCUAAUGUCAAUGAGAGAUUUUACUGUCAGGUCUAAGUUAAACAUGAAAGUCAUUUCCUUGUCUGGCUGAACAUUUUCAGGUCACAUGACCAUGAAACUUCCCACUUGAGACUCUACCCGCUGAAUAUAAAAUAUUGACUAGGUUUGUGUUUAAUUUUCAUCCUGUUUAACAGAAAAAGCGUGCUUUGUUUUAUCCUCUUUGUAGUGUUGUGGUUUUUUUUGCCACCAUAGCAUGCUUUUAGAAUGUGAUAUUGAAAGGUUUUUCUUUUUCCUGUUUUUUACUCUUUUGUCUAUACUCCUUGUUUUGGGAUAGUUGUGUUCUGCAGAUGAGAUUUAUUGUGAACUAAGUUGAAAUUUUUUUAGAGAUGUAUGUGGCUCAUAGAUUGCACAGCUGGAUGUGUAAGGUACCCCAAAUUUUAUGUGUACCUUUUUGUUGCUUAUUUUAUGUACGUCAGCACCCAGUCCAAAAUUUUAAGUCUAUAAUGGGAAGAAUUAAAGGUACUGUAACCUGGAAGAUCCAGGUAUAUGAAAGAGCAUUUUCCCCAGCUUGUAAUUCAGAGGUUAAAAUUUAGCUGAAAAAUUGGGGGGGAAAAAUGACACUAGUGUAUUUAUAAAAAGUUAUGGUAACAGUCUUUGGUAAUUGGAAAAGAAAAGUCGUUUCUAGAUAGAAUGCUUACAUAACAACUUAAUCUUUAUACCUUAAAAAAAUUUCUGAAAAGCUAAUGGAGUAUCAAGACAUUGGCUCUCAGUUCUGAUUGAGAAACUUUUAAAGACACUGUCAUCUCAGAGAAUAAGAUGAUAGAGUAACAAAGGAGUAGCUCUAUAUAGUGAAGACUACUGCAAACUAAAGUUGACAAGUUAAAUGUUGACAUUUUAACGUAUAAGAUGAAUUCAAACAAUUACAAUUUGGUUAUGUUAAUACAAAUUUUAUACCACAGUUAAACACUUUUUAGUGUUUUAGUUAAAUUAGCUACUGGCAUAUAUGUACUGGCACAUGGGGGGAGAUUAGAAAUUUUUCUUCUCUUAGGAUAGGUACCUUACAACUUCAUUAUAUGGUGCUUUCUUCUACUUCUGCUGUAAAAGUUUCAUCUUUUUUGCCUUUCUCUGUGCCAUUAAUAUUCUUGUUCAGAAGUUUUAUUAAUAGGGUUAGAAAUCAAAGUAUUUGGGUUUAUUGACAGCCACUCAAGGCUAGGUUAAUUAAUUCUCAUUCUAAGUCAAGUGCUUUAGGUACGUAGGAAUUUAAACUUAGUGCCAGUCACAGGAUGGAUUUUGGAACCUCUGCCUUCUUGGCCUCCAUGUAUGUCCCCACCUGUUUUAGUAUCCAUCUGUUUUCCUGAUCUGGAAAACUGUUUCUGUGUGUAAGAGUCUUCUAAAUCCCCCUUGAAUUUGUUAACCCCUACAGUAACAGAAAAUGUUUAAUGAAAGUUUACAUUUAUGAAUUUUAGAACAUUCUGUAAAAUUAAUACAGAUAAAUAGCUAUUUAUAUUUUAAGGAAUAUACUGAAAGAUAACACAGAACUUUACAUAUUUCACACAUAUUCUGGAGUCAAACAGUUGUUUCUAAGCACAAUAUUGAAACCUUCAAAAGGUGUUUAAAGAUUUGGUCAAGUAAGUAUGGUAAAAUACUUGUCUUCAUAAAGAAAAAAUUAAAUUGUACUUAUUGUUAUGUGCUAAUAUUAGCUGAAAUUGUUUUAAUCCUUAAAACAAUUUGAUUAGCAAAGCUAAAAAAAAAAAAAUAGAUGUUUCAGUUUAAUAUUUUAAAGAGGUACCAGUUUUUAGAAAACAUAAGUUAUUUGUUGAAAUAACCUGUUAAAUAUUGUAUGUUCUUCUGUACAUUGUAAAAUACUUAAUAAGAAAUUCAUACAGAAAAAUGUGACACUAUUGUAAAUGUGUACUUGAAAGUAACAUGCAAAAAUAAAAAUCAGACUUAUUUUCCUGAUAA